Messenger RNA from Aureobasidium subglaciale EXF-2481, 1128 nucleotides. RefSeq lists its product as uncharacterized. Gene Ontology annotation, molecular function: structural constituent of ribosome. Bases 144 to 866 code for a protein of 240 amino acids. Lineage: Eukaryota; Fungi; Ascomycota; Dothideomycetes; Dothideales; Saccotheciaceae. Gene Ontology annotation, cellular component: mitochondrial large ribosomal subunit. The transcript has a single exon. The record is from RefSeq and is a predicted model, not a curated record.
CCAGAAAUCGCCAUGCACCUGUAGAUGGUGGAUUCGAGAGCGACGACUUGACCCGCGUAUUGUCCCGGCAUAGCCAUAUCCGAGGCCUGAAUUCAGCAGGUUGAUCACUGGCCUUCGAAUCAAUCAGCAUCAAUACCGCCACAAUGUUCGCCUUACUCCGACCCCAAUGCCUCUACACUGCGCCCGCCGCUCGCACCUUCACAAGCAGCGCCAGCCUCGCCUGGCAGUCACACAAGAACGCACUCGCCAAAGUGCACGCCGAUUUACCACCGUAUCCUCACGGACCCGCCCGAUGGUUCAAGCAAUCCGACAAGGGUCUCUACGGCGGUCAGCGCAUCCAGUUCGGCAACAAUGUAUCACGCAAGACCGAAAUCAAGACACGAAGGAGCUGGUACCCCAACAUCAAGCGCAAGGCUCUCUUCUCAAAGGCCUUGAACCGUCGCAUUCGCGUCCGCGUUAGUACCAGAGUCAUGCGCACAAUCGACAAGGUCGGAGGACUCGACGAAUACUUGCUGGGCGAGAAGUCGGCACGCAUCAAGACGCUAGGAAUGGAGGGCUGGAGAUUGCGUUGUAUGAUUAUGGCUACAAAGACUGUGCAGGAGCGCUUCAAUCAGCAGAGACGCGCGCUGGGUCUGCCUGAGGUCGACUACGCCCUUCUGGCCAGUGAGCUCAACCCUCCUACCGAGUUGCUCGAUGCUGAGGCAUCAGGCGAGCCUCUCGAGUUUGGAGUUGAGGAAGAGCAAGCGGGUGAGGACGCAUUUGACUCCACCAUCGGUGGUAGCGAGGCGACAGGCGGUAGCAGACAAGAAGCGUUCCAGCAAAGGGUGGACCAAGCCCUCGACAAGAACUGGGAACAGGCUCGAUGAAGAAGUUAUGGAUACUGGCGUUUCUUUUCAUGUACAUUAGGGUUGGAGCAAAGACUGUACAAUUUGAACAUCACGAUAAUCAGUGGUUUAGCAAGAUAAGCACGACAAAUUCGCAUCUUAAUCUCUUCAUAGUCACGCUCUACUUGGCUCGUAGGUACUAGGCAAGGAAGGAAGGAAGGAAGGAAGGAAGGAAGGAAGGAAGGAAGGAAGCACAAUAGGUAAUUACUGCAUUUCAGUAGUUGGAACACCGAUUAGACAUGGG